CCAUGUUGGUGAAGGCGAGCGUCCGCGCCGGGAGCUGCAGGACCGUUGGCUCUGCGGGCCUGAACCCGCCAUAUUAAUAAAGAGAAAGGGGAGUGGGCCCUCCCUCCCUGCCCUGUAGUGUGCACGCCCCUCUUCCCGCCCGGCUGGCAGCGCCUGGUCGCCGGCCCGUUCGCCUUUGCGCGGUGACAGCGGCUUUUGCGGGGCUGCGCCGAAUGAGGGGCCGGGGGAAAUGCCGACCAAUUGCGCCGCGGCGGGCUGCGCUGCCACCUACAACAAGCACAUUAACAUCAGCUUCCACAGGAGACCUUUUUCUCCGUUCCCGAGGAAAGUUUACCCAAUUUGCGGAAAGCAAUGAGGAUUCUUGCGAAUGACGCCCCUCACAUUAAAAAGUUUCCUUUGGAUCCUAAAAGAAGAAAAGAAUGGGUUCGCCUGGUUAGGCGCAAAAAUUUUGUGCCAGGAAAACACACUUUUCUUUGUUCAAAGCACUUUGAAGCCUCCUGUUUUGAUCUAACAGGACAAACUCGACGACUUAAAAUGGAUGCUGUUCCAACCAUUUUUGAUUUCUGUACCCAUAUAAAGUCUAUGAAACUCAAGUCAAGGAGUCUUUUGAAGAAAAACGACAGUUUUCCUCCAACUGGACCGUGGAAUUUAAAGUCGAACAGUCAGCAAGUACUACUCGAACACAGUUAUGCCUUUAGGAACCCCAUGGAGGCGAAAAAAAGGAUAAUUAAACUAGAGAAAGAAAUAGCAAGCUUAAGAAGGAAAAUGAAAACUUGCCUACAAAGAGAACGCAGAGCAACUCAAAGAUGGAUCAAAGCCACGUGCUUGGUGAAGAGUUUAGAAGCCAAUAACAUGCUACCCAAGGGCCUCUCCGAACACAUUUUACCCACGGCCUUACACGAUCUUCCUUUGGAAGACUUCAAACUUCUCCAACAAGAUCAACAAGGUAAACCAUUACCAGUUCUCUAAGUGUAAGCUAGACAAGAUCUGCACUCAGGUCUUCCUUCCACAGAACCUGAUGCCCUUCUUCCCACCAUCGAAGAGACAGAGCAGUUGUACUAAAAUCACGUUCUUAAGGUUUUACUUGAAGUAACAAUCAUUGUCUAACUUGCAGAGACUUGAGUCUAAGACAAAUGGGAAAAUGUAACGACAGCUUUGAGAACACGUAGAAGUGCCUUACACGAGGACUAUGUGCUUAGACAUUGUCUAGGAAACACUGUAGAGUGUUUCUGCUUGUGUUUUCUAAACUGCUGUCAAACAGGAAUGACAAGUGAGACGUUCCUAUGAGGAAAAACAUUCUACACCAAAGUUGGGAUACUACAUUCUAAAGAAUAUGCGAGGUGGGAGCUAAUCAUUAAAUGUGAACUUAAAACCACUGGAUUUUGUAUUAAUUAAAUUAUUGGGAUUGUGGUCGAACAUUUUUAGAAUAAGACCUCUGGGGUACAGGGCAAUUUUUUUUUUCUUCUUUAACUUUUGUAUUUUUUUUUAAACUAGUCAAAAUAAGCUUAUCAUGGUUUCCUUGUAGGAACCAUUGAACUUAAAAGUAGGUUGUAAAAUAAUUUGAAAAUAAUAUUUUGAAUGUGAAAUGCCUUUGAGACUCCAAGCUAGGUGAGGCCUCAAGUACCUCAGACUGAGAAAAACUGGUGAGUUAUACUCAGCUUCUAAGAAAACAGUGCAGAAUUCAAGAUCUAGCUUUUACUUUACCAAACUAAUAGAUAAGUGCAAAUGAUCCUUUUUAUAAUAAAAGUACUGAAUUUCCAUCUUCAUAGCUGAUAAAUUAAUAAACAAGUUAGACCUGUACCCAUUUGCUCCUUGUAACAAAAUUCUUAAGCUGUUACUUCUUUUUUUUUUUUUUUUUUUUUUUUUUUUUUUUUUUU
Molecule: messenger RNA, 1877 nt
Organism: Alexandromys fortis (reed vole)
Lineage: Eukaryota; Metazoa; Chordata; Mammalia; Rodentia; Cricetidae
Gene: Thap2
Product: THAP domain containing 2
Exons: 4
Coding region: 352-969 (205 amino acids)
Cellular component (GO): nucleus
Source: RefSeq, a predicted model, not a curated record